Phytomonas sp. EM1 is the source of this 4800-nucleotide messenger RNA. The record is from the annotation of a GenBank genome assembly. NCBI's taxonomy places the organism in Eukaryota, Euglenozoa, Kinetoplastea, Trypanosomatida, Trypanosomatidae.
AUGAGCGAAAGCUCAGGUCCUUUGGAUCCCCCUUUACAAGUUCAAGCCGCACCCUUUGACAGAUCCCAAGUCGAGCAUCACAGUCGUGACAUGAAUCAGCAAACCCCUUCUCCCGAGUGGGAGAUGGAUGAGUUUGAACAUAAAUUACAGCAAUAUCCAAGCGGCAUGUUUAGUACUCCAAGGCAGGUGAGUACGCAAGUAGAGGGCACACAACCUACGCAUUGUGAGUUCAAUGAAAGUCUAGCCUCCGCGGGCGGUUGUCACCUUAGCGACUCUUGGGGGCUCCUCCUCUCGGAGAGUGAGAGUCUCAAGUGUACCUUCCAUAAGACUACCGUAACGGUCGGUCGCGACCGUAGCUGUGAUAUCGUUCUUGAUGAUCUGCGCGUUAGUCAGCUCCACUUCUCCGUGUCGGUGGAAGCUGAAGUAGAUAUCUCCGCCUCCUCACACGAGAAAAAUGCAAUAGGAGAAGUAAUUACCCCAUCUAUUCCGGAAAUAUCAGUGCCUUCCUUCGUACGCAGGGAAAAAAAACUGCGCUCUAGCUCAGAGAUCUCAGCAGCGAUUACUGGCGAUCAAUGUGCACACGGUGGUGGUAGUACCGAUUUCCUUCCGGCACCAGGAGUUUCUGUCGAAUCUCAUGGCUGCAACAAUGAAAACAACAGCCUUCGUGUGCAUGUCUGGAAUGGGGGACCGAAUAGUUCAGCCAACAUCUUCAACAAGGUGGAAACCGAAAAUGAUGUCACGCAACUGGUGUGUAAAAUGAACAACACGGCAGCUACAAAGGUCAGAUUUCGAGUUUUUCUAACCGACCACAGCACGAACGGAACCUUUGUGAACGAUAUCCGUGUCGGUAAAGGGCGUCGAAUUGAACUCCAAACAGGUUUCGACAUCGCGAUUGUUCGGCUUCACGAAAAGCGCAACCGGAACACCGAGGAGGACAGUGAGGACUGGCACGAGGAGGAAGCAGGCAUGGCCCACCUCGAGCGCCCAUCCUAUAGGGAGCACGAUGGAGGCGUGGGGGACGAGGGGGCCCCCGGGAAGCCCCUGAACUCCGCACGGGAGUCCAGAAACCCGUCCGCGCCGCAGUUCUGGGACGUCAUCAGCACCUCAAGCUACCUCGAGCACUUCUUCUUCCACCCAUAUCCCACCCCGAAGAUGUCCCUGGUUGAGCCCCCUCUGUCUUUGAGAGGCGUCUCACCCGUCCUAGAGAAGGACUUGGCGGGGAUCCCUCGAAGCGCAAGGGAGGCCGGGGAAACGCGACACGGCGAGGGCAUUGGGUCCCGUCCCUCCACACACGCAACCCGGCCGACGGAGGAGCCGUCCUGGCGCGGAACCGAGGGCGACGAGGGCCCGGUGGGGAACUUCUUUAUGCCGGCAACCACCCCAUCGGAUUUGCCUCGCCUGUUCAACCAAACCCACCCGGUCUCGUCGCCCACGAGCAGCGUGAUGCAGCGCGCCGUGGUGGAUGCCGCUUCUCGUUCGGCGAACCUCAUGGAGGGCACCACCCUUCCCCUCGACGACAGCACGGAGUGCGGCACCCCGAGCUACGUCGUCAUGCCGUCAAGAAAGAUCCAAUGGGGGAACCGUAUCGGCUCAGGCGCCAACAGUAACGUCUACAUGGGGAUUGAUGUCCUCUCCGGGAUGACGUUGGCUAUCAAAGUUCUGAAGCAAUCCUCCACCACCCCACACGGGACGCCAGCGUACCCGAGCCGCAUCUCCUCUACUUCGUCUUCUUACACGGAUUUAACCUGUGGCGACUUUCAAGCCGAUGGCAUGGCCAAGGAUUUUAAGCACGUCGAGCCAGGUGAUGGCCACGGAAAUGGGGGGGGGGAAGAGGACGAGCAUAAGGAAUUAGUUGCGAACUGCUCUUCCUCCGACUCCAAAAAGAGUCCCAGCGAGGCUCAGCGAAGUGGGGAAAUGACAAAAGAAGCCCAACAGGAGGAGUUCGUAGCUCUCACCUCCAUUAGUACGAGCCUGGACGGGGCUACCGGGACCAUGAGCCCCGCAACCACUCGAAAAGAGGAAAGAAUGUUUGAAAGACAAGAAUCACAAAAAGUAAGGCUUAGGAACGAAGAAAAAAAAUUCGGGAGUGACGAAAACAGGUCGCCGGUGGUAGCGACAAAACUCUCGGCAACGCAUGCGCGCUCGACUUCCCAGAUGAUGCCUACAUCUUCUGAGAAGGAAGUGAAGGAUCAAAAAGAGCUCUGCGAUGCUGAGGUCCCAGAGCCACUAUCAGUGAACCCAUCGGCAGACCCUACCCGCUGCCGUUCGAAAGACCACCAACUUCUUGAUCGUGAGGAAGAGCACCACUCUUUAGGCUACCUCCUUGGUAUGAAACGCUCCCAUAUUCGUGAGCUCUGUGCACUCAGCGCGCUACGGCAUCAACGGAUCGUGCAGUGUCUUGGUUUUCAGUACGACCCAAAAAGGGGGUUUUGUAUCAUCAUGGAGUAUGUUGCUGGUGGCAUGCUUAAGUCGCUUAUCAAGUGUUUUGGUGCCUUCGAGGAGAACGUGAUUCGGCUGUACACCGUUCAAAUCCUCGAAGGGCUGGAGUAUUUAGCAAGCUGCAACGUGGUACAUGGGGACCUGAAAAGCGCCAACAUACUCAUCUCGGAGCGGGGCAACGUGAAGUUGGCGGACUUCGGCACGAGCCACAUCACCCGUAAAUGCGUCGCAAAGGAGCGAGCGCAUUCCCACGGAAAAAUUUUUCCGGACGCUCAAAUCCCUUGUGAUUGUAUCCCAUCGAACGAGGUGACCAUGCUUUGUGGGACGCCGUUGUACAUGAGCCCAGAGCUGAUACGAACCCAGGUGUUAACACACGCCUCAGAUAUUUGGGCUUUAGGGUGUGUCGUAUUUGAGAUGGCAACGGGUGGCAUCCUGCCCUGGCGUGAAGUGCAUCAUUGCGAUCCCAUCGCAGUUAUUUUCCACAUUGGUGCCCAGUAUAAUUGUGCACCAUCCUUAAUCGAUAUCUAUAAUGCAAGGGCCUUCAUGAACCCCCACCAUGAGCAUAAGAACCGCAAAAGUCAUAAACAAACGAGACCGAAUGUGGUUACGCAGAAGCCCAUCUCCUUCUCCAUUAUAGCAGAUCCAUGUAGCAGCGAGGAAUCUGUUUCAAGGGAACAUGAGGUUCCCGACGUGAGCAGUGCGAUCAAGACGCCGUCACCCACCUUCAUUGACUUUAUGAAGGCGAUGUUCACAAUGAACCCGGCUCAACGGCCCACCGCGGCGGAGCUCCUACGGCAUCCCUUCAUCUCCGGCGAUCAUGACCUCGCCGCGCUGGAUCUUUGGCGGCAGUCCGUAAAAGGAGCCGUCGCCCCGAUCCAGAAUGACAGCCCUUCCGACCGCGGCGGAAACAACCUCUUGGAUACACACUCCGUAGCUCAUCUCUCUCAGACCGAGUGUCCCUUGCCAUGCUUGCCGUCGCCUCCAACCUCGCAGGAGCUGAGGUCGACCCCGCAAGAAGCCAUGGGGUCGAAUCCUCCCCAUAUUGCUCCUGAAGUUAAGAAAAGCCGGGCCAUUGGGGCCGAUCUCCCACCCACGGCGGCGCCCGGGCCGAAAGACGAGGAAGACACCACCAAAAGGGAGGUGGCUUCGUGUGUUGGUACGAUCAUCGGGGUAUCCGCCGCUUCUGAGCCCUCUCCCUCUCCGAUGGGAACUCCACAUGUCGUGGCGGCAUCCAUCAUGGGGAGCCCCCGAAGCCCCUCAAUCGCCUCUGGAAACGGUAAAAAAAAAGGUGCCCCCAUCCACCGACUCACUCAUUCUCCCGCGGCCAUCCCCCAAACCCGCCUCUCCACCCCAAUACACCCGUUAUCCUCGGGCUUCAUGACCACGCCACAUAAGUCAUGGACUCUAUCGCCCCACCCUCUUCCGUCGCGCUCAUUGGAAACGGCCAAAAAGCACGAGCUUCGAACCCAUCUUCAAUCGGAUUCAUAUCAAUCAGGGCAGGAUGCGGAGGGCGUUGCGCAUAGCUCCGGGGUACCGAAUCGCCUGCACCGUGCUCACGUGGUGCUCCCCGACGGGACGGCCAUAUACGCGAAUUACUCUUCACGACCCCUUCCAAACGAUGCAUUCCGAAAUUCAUCAGGGAGCAUCGGUAAUUCUAUCAAUGAUGACAAAAAAGGAGGUGGGUCGCAGUCCUAUCCAUCAUACUCCCCCGUGUUGCGCUCCCACGUGAACUACAUCCGCAACCAAGCGCACCGAAGACAUCUCCGGCUUCAGCGGCAGGCCCUGAAGCUCCAUGAGCUAUCAGGAGACCUUAAUCAUACGACCACAAAACCCCAUCAAAAUGAUUCCUAUGCUCCACGAGAAGAUUCCACAAUAUGGCUUCCUCCAAGCUACGAUCAUACGAUGCAUAGGAAAGGAAAACAGGAGCACAACCACGCUCAUGGCGUGAACGCAACCAACCUAGCUUUCACCCCACGAGAGCUUCGGAAUAAACACCAUCUCAAUCCAAACACGUUAGGGUGCCUUGAGGGCGUCCAUACCGACGGCGGUCCCAUCCAUCAUCCAUCUCAUAUCUACUCCCCCCACUCUAAUGUCCAGACAAACAGGCUGAAUCUCCUUUCCGGGAGUCCCACCACGGUGGCGCAUUCCCCCACCCUGGCUCUGCAGAUCAAACCCCAAGGCCAACCGACGACGACGAGGGUGAAUUUCCAGGCCGGGCUCCUGCAUCCGUUGGCAUCCCGGCAUCGCACGCCACGAGGGGGUCGUCCUUCCCAACCCCCCCCCGCUCGCACAGCCUCAACCUUCCCCGUCGUCAUACCACCGACAUCGGCACGCCAAGCCAUGGGGCUGGGGGGAGUCUAA